AAGGUGACAAAGUUCAUAUCUAUGUUACGUCAGGACAUCCUGGUUACCAUAAAUCAAGACUUUGGAGCAUUAAUACUGGUUUAUGGGAAAGAGCGGGUUCAAACGAUGAGCGUGUUAGUCCCAAAGAUAUGUCUGAGUUCUUGAGGAAGAGAAAGGACGCGGCUGAAAGGAAUCAAAAUCAGUAUGAGGUGUAUCCUCCUGCAAAGCGACAUGCAGUACCAUUGCCUGGCAAUGACGUAAUAAGACAACAAGCUGAAAAAUUCUAUAUGAUGGACUGGGUGGAAAAAAAUCGAUGUUUAGAAUUUGGGGAGAGUGUGCAUGUAGAAUUAAAUCUAUUUAGCAGCAGUGACAAUCUCUCCAAGAGGCUUAAGGAAGUCGUUCCUAAAAAUAUAUCGGCUUUUGGGAAUACAGAUGGUGGUUUCAUGUUUAUUGGUAUACAUGACAAAAGUCAAGAAGUCAUUGGGUGUGGUAGGGGGCUUAAUGCAGAGGCAUUGCAAAGUAUGGUUGAAGAUGUGUGCAGGAAGUCAGAGGCAAUUCAUACCUCUGACUGCAAGAAGAAGAAUACGAGCUGGUCUCCAGAGUGUAGACUUAUCAAAGUCAUCACUCCGAAAUCCUCAGAAGCUGAUGCAUAUGUGGUGGCCAUCAAGAUUCCAGUAUUUUGCUGUGCUGUCUUUGAGAAAGAUCCAAACUCAUGGCACAUUGAGGAAGGCACGGUUUGUAGACUGAGAGCUCCUGUGUGGAUGAAGAAAAUGCAGCUCUCAGACCCAGAUGAGGACCUGUGUGAACGCUUUCAGAAUGUGCUGAGUCUACGAGAUGCCCCACCUCAGUGUAAACCAGUGUACAGCAUCGAGUCGUUGACACACGUACAGGAGAAACUUUUUCCUGUUCCAGAGAAUAAUAUCGAGGUGGUGCCAGAUGCCUUUAAAAACAAGGCGCUCACUGAUGCCAUCCUCAAUGCCAACUCAGCAAAGAGUCCGGGAAUUUGCAUUUGCUCCCAAAGUUGGGCAGUUGAUAUAGAUCUCUCCAAGAAUAAUGAUGUAAUUUGUGAGGCUCUGAUCAUCAGCACAGGCAGUUAUCCCACUCUCUGCUGUGUGGUUGAAACGGAUGGUCCUGAUUUGUGGAAAUAUGCAACAAAUACAGCAUUCCAUCUGAAGCAGAAGCUGGUGAACGUGGGAGGCUAUACAGGCAAACUCUGUGUAAUCCCCCAACUAGUGUACAGCCAGAACUGGACAGUGCUGAACCACCCCUCACUAUACCCCAAUAGUUAUAGACUCAACCAGGAAAAAGACGUGAAAGCCCUUCUCCGCUCCUUGGUGAUUGUAGUGACGAAUUUCACCUCCCUAUUAAGUGAUGAAAUUGGCUGUGAGUUCCUUAAUUUGCUAACAGAAGAACAGUUUAAAUUUCUUCAGACCUAUGGUGGAAUCAAGAAUCUCUUCAUUCAUGGUGUGCCUGGAUCUGGGAAGACAUUGAUUGCCAUGGCGCUCAUAAGAAGGAUCAAGAACUUUUUUUGCUGCGAGGAAAAAAAUAUCCUUUACCUUUGUGAAAAUGUUGGAUUGAGAGACUUCAUGAGAAAACAAAACCUCUGCCAGUGUGAGACAAGAGUAAAGUUUUUAGCUGAAUGCACAGAUUUCUCGGCAGUAAAACACAUCAUUGUGGACGAAGCCCAGAACUUUCGUGUGGAAAAUGGGGAAAGCAACUGGUAUGAGAAGGCACUGAAUCUGAGAGGAGCGGAUGGGAUGUUCUGGGUGUUUCUGGACUACCACCAGAAAUGCCAUAAUUUUCCAGAUGGCCUUCCACCGCUUUCUGACCAAAACAUGGUUGUCUUGCACAAAGUUGUUCGUAAUUCUGCAAAAGUCCUGGAAGCUAUGCAGUGUCUAAUGCAUAAGAUAAUUGAGGGCCCACAAUCUGAGGUAAUACAACAUUUAGCAGCUAUAGACAAGCAGAUGGAACUGAGCCACUCAUUCCAAGGCUCCUGUAUCAUCAGAAAAGAGGCACCUGGAAAGGAGGUGGAUCUUGUGCUCCAGAUCCUACAGCAUCUCCACUCUCAGGGCCACACUGCUGGACACGUCGCUGUGCUCUUUUCAACACAGGAGCAGCUGGCUGCAGAGGAGUUCAAACUGAAGACAAAAUUCCCCAUUCUUUUCAGCAGUGUGCAGGAACAGAUCUGCCAGAACAAAUGCAAUGAGCUCUAA
Messenger RNA from Alosa sapidissima (American shad), 2192 nucleotides. RefSeq names its product schlafen family member 13-like. Bases 129 to 2192 code for a protein of 687 amino acids. NCBI's taxonomy places the organism in Eukaryota, Metazoa, Chordata, Actinopteri, Clupeiformes, Clupeidae. The record is from RefSeq and is a predicted model, not a curated record. The transcript is spliced from 5 exons.